AUUUUUUGUUCUUUUAAUGUACAUGGUGACCAACCCAUUUGCCUCUCCACCUCCUGAUUCCCCUCAUCCUCCAACAUCUUCGAUCCUCUCGUCUCUCGAUAGCUGCAUAUAUGACUCAACCGAGUCAAACCCCUCGAAUCCUUCUCCUUGUGGUCUCACUUACAUCCCUCUGUUUAUCACUCUCCUUUUCCACUGCUUCUCCUCAGACCGAUCAUCGAUACAAUGUGGGCGAUCACGUCCCCUUAUUCGUCAACAAAGUGGGUCCUUUGAACAAUCCCAGUGAAACCUACGAAUACUUCGACUUACCAUUCUGCCGCCCAGAUUAUUUGGUCAAAAAGAAGGAAUCACUUGGGGAAGUUUUAAAUGGUGAUCGUUUAACCAAUGCUUUAUAUGACUUGAAAUUCAGGGAGGACAAAACUGGGGAGAUUUUGUGCCACAAGGAGCUUAAAGGAGAUGAAAUUGCUAAGUUCAGGGACGCUAUCACUAAUGAGUACUACUUUCAGAUGUACUUUGAUGAUCUUCCAUUAUGGGGUUUCAUUGGGAAAGUUGAAGAGGAAAGUUGGGCACUUGAUGGAAAGGGCCCCAAGUACUAUCUAUUCAAACAUGUUCAGUUCAAUGCAUUUUAUAAUGGCAACGAAGUCAUAGAAAUACGUGCUUUUAGUGACCCAAAUCAUGUUGUUGAUAUAACUGAAGAUGUAGAGACCAAUGUUAAGUUCACUUAUUCUGUCUUCUGGAAUGCAACCACCACUCUGUUUGAGAACAGAAUGGACAAACACUCAAGGGUACACUGGCAAAUUCAUUGGUUCUCAUUCAUUAACUCAAUUGUGCUCAUUGUGCUACUAAUGGGUUUGCUUAUAGUGCUUUUUAUGCGGCAUCUCAAGAAUGAUUUGAAAAAAUUUGCUAGUGUAGAUGAAGAAGAAGAUAAUGAGGUUGGUUGGAAAUACAUUCACAGUGAUGUAUUCAGAUGUCCCUCUCAGAUGCUCUUGUUUUGUGCUAUUUUGGGCACUGGCACCCAGUUGUUGACCCUGGUUUCCUUUUUAUUUGCUUUGGCAUUUCUUGGCAUCCUCUAUCCCUACAGUCGUGGAGCUUUGUGCACUUCUCUUGUGGUGAUUUAUGCCCUUACAUCAACGGUUUCUGGAUACAGUUCUGCUUCGUUUUACAGUCAGUUUUCUGAAACUGGAUGGGAAAGAAGUGUUCUUCUAUCUGGGGUUCUCUACCUUGGUCCAUUGUUUUUUACGGUGUCUAUCCUCAACACAAUUGCAAUAUUUUAUGGGGCCACGGCAGCGCUUCCAUUUGGCACUAUUGUAGUGAUUUUUCUUGUAUUUACAGUUGUCAGCAUCCCAUUGCUUGCCUUUGGUGGUGUAAUUGGGCACCGUUCUAGAUCCAGAUUUGAAGCGCCUUCUAUGACAAAGAAAUUCCCGAGGGAGAUUCCACCAUCAGCUUGGUACAGGAAAACAACUGGUCAAAUGUUUCUGGGGGGGCUUUUACCUUUUAGUGCAAUUAUACUUGAGUUACACAACUUUUAUGCAAGCUUAUGGGGCUACAAGAUCUUCACUGUUUCCAGUAUUCUGUUUGUAACGUUCAUCAUCCUCAUCAUACUCAUUGCAAUGUUGAGCGUUGGUUUGACAUACAUUCAGCUGACUGUAGAAGACCAUGAAUGGUGGUGGAGAUCUGUUUUGCGUGGGGGCUCCACUGCCCUAUUCAUGUUUGGCUAUUGCUUCUGCUUCUAUGCCAAAUCAAACAUGAGGGGUUUUUUGCAGCUGUCCUUCUUUUUUGGGUACAAUGCUUGCAUCUGCUAUGCAUUUUUCCUGAUGCUCGCUACAAUCAGUUUUCGUGCUUCCUUGGUGUUUGUUCGCCACAUUUAUCGUGCUGUUAAGAAUGAAUGAAUGAACUUGCGUGAUAUCUUUUUCUCUAUGUUUCUUCCAACACAAAAUGGUCACAAAGUGUAAUCAGCUAACUUCCUAACAUCUCGUAAUUACCCUAUUCUAGAGAAAGAGCGAUGGCAUGAUCAACAGAAAUUAUAGCGUCUAAUUGUUUUUCAUUCCUGGACUUAGCUAAUCUCUUUGACAUUUUGAAGAGAGAAAACCAUAUGGAUUUUUACAGAUUUUGUUAAGAAACUGGAUUCUGGACACCAAAGGCGGACCUGGCGAUACCUACUUCUGAUGGCCAGAUGGAGGUUGGAUAAUAGUACAUAACCCAUUGGUGGUAUUUUGUGUUUUUUGUUUGUUGUUUUCGUUUUUGUUAUUUUUGUUUUUCUGUUGAUCUUGUGCAACCCUAGCUUGAUGGGAACAUCAAUACUAUAGAUUAAGAAUCAACCAUCCAAAAACUGUACAAUAAGCUGGUAAAAGAAGUGGUUUUGUCAACCAUUGCUGAUGUUGAUGCUAUUUCCA
Camellia sinensis is the source of this 2390-nucleotide messenger RNA. Its product is annotated as transmembrane 9 superfamily member 5. NCBI's taxonomy places the organism in Eukaryota, Viridiplantae, Streptophyta, Magnoliopsida, Ericales, Theaceae. Gene Ontology annotation, cellular component: membrane. Gene Ontology annotation, biological process: protein localization to membrane. The record is from RefSeq and is a predicted model, not a curated record.